This is a messenger RNA of Juglans regia (Persian walnut), 4038 nucleotides long. RefSeq lists its product as uncharacterized. Bases 212 to 3784 code for a protein of 1190 amino acids. The record is from RefSeq and is a predicted model, not a curated record. The transcript is spliced from 8 exons. Lineage: Eukaryota; Viridiplantae; Streptophyta; Magnoliopsida; Fagales; Juglandaceae.
UCUCCCUCUCCACAACCCUAACACAUAUAGCUCUCUUAAUCCUUAAACCCUCUAAUGUAAUCAAUCCGUCUUCCUGAUCACUUCCUAGAUUUUCUACACUCUUGUAUACGUCCAAAUGUAAAUUCUGGCCGAUUUCAAUACCUCGAUUUGCUUUCUAUGGUGUCCAACAAAACGCAACCAAGGAAAAAUUAGCACGAUUCACAAGUUCCCAAUGGCUGAACUCAGUGGCACUCACACUCAGAUUCUUCACUCUCAGUCUCAGUCCCCAUCAUCAUCAUCAUCUGGAAAUGAAGAUGGUGAUGUUAAAGAACUAGUUGGCUACCGCGAAUUCCAGGAAACCAUGCCUUUGGAAGAUACGGUUGUACUUGAUACUCCCUUGGACGACACUCCAUUGGGGAAUCUGGGCUUUUACAUAGAGCCUGAAGGCGAUGUGGAUUGCGUUGUAGAGAACCCGAGUGCUGGUGCAGUAAGUGGGUAUAGGGAAGAAGUGGUGCUUGACAGUGAGGAUGAAGUAGUACUUGGAAGUAAAGUGGCUAAUGGCGUAGUGGAUGGUAAAGCUGGUAGAAGAUUCACGGGGAAUGUGCUGGACUUUGAGAAGGGGCAGCUUGGUUCACCUCAGAAGCAAGUGGACGACGUGGUGGCAGAUUCUGAUGACUCUGCUUAUGAAAAGAGGAAUGAAGUAUCUUCUAUCGAUUUCAGGAACAGUGGUAGGGUGGGAAGUCCAUCUCAUUCACCCGAUUGUAAUCAGAACUUUCCAAGGUUAAACUAUGUUGGGUCUCAAGAACCUGGGGAGUCAUCUCAAGCAAAUGCGCUUGAUGUUGUGGAUCACUUUUUGUCAGUGAACAAUGUUGACUCCUCUCCAGGAGUUAACCAUCGAGCUGUUAUUAGGGUAAAAUCGCCUUCUGUCUAUAGUGCAAAGGGACGUCAAAGUUUGGCUAAGAGAAUUCCACUUAAGACCCCAAUUGUAAAAGCAGGAACCUUUGAAUGGACUGACAGUGACCAGCAUAAUGGGAGUGAGUUUUUUAGAAAUAGGAUGGAGUUGUGUUUUGAUUUUGGUGGCUACAGGCAUCAGGAGGAUAGGAAUCUUCACAGGGAGGGAGGUAGCAGCUUAGUUCAUAAGCAUGAAGAGAACAAUGAGGUUUCUGAUCUGCAUAAGGAAAUGGUCUCAACUUGUAGCAAUUCCAGAUCUGCAUUGUGUAGCUCAAGAGAGGUUAGCAGGAAAGUACAAGUGAUUGGAAAUAUCACCGUUAAGGAAGUCGAUGAUCAGUUCGAUCCAAGGUUGACAGGACAGCAAUUGGAAGCUGGUGAUGUAGGAGGAGAUACAUCCAACAUGUUUGAUAUUGGUUUUAGCACUCAAGUGGCUGCUGAAGCUAUGGAAGCUCUAGCAUGUGGCCCCCCUGCUGGUUGCAGCUAUGGUGAUGCUUUUCAAGGUCCGGAAAACACCCUUGAUCAUUCUCCCAUGGGUUUAAUUAGGAAUGAAACCCAUUUAGGAUGUUCUUCCUUUCCACAGAGUGCUUGGUCUGAUAGAGCAGACAUAGGAAAACAUUCAAAGCGAAGAAAAGGUUCUGACAGAAGGCUUAACAGAGGAAGCUCUGAUAAAUUUCAGAUUCAGUCUGAAAACAAGGAGUUAGAUCUCGAGUUGGCAAUAACAACAAAAAUGAAGUUAGGCAAGUCCUCUGUUGAGAGACAGUUGAGUUGUGGAAAUUCCACUGAGGCAAAUGAGAGUUCAGGGAGAAGAUCUGAUAAGUCUAGCAAGCAAAGAAAUGCAAAGAGAUCUUCAGGUGGGACUAAACUUAGAGAGUUUAAGGUCGAUAGGGGUACAUCUUUCUUGGGUGAACAUAUCUUAUUUGGCAAAGGACAGCCUCAAGGGAAGUGCAUGAAGUUAUCUCAUGUUGCUCACCGAACCAGGCAGCAGAUGUCAGAGGAUACAUUGGUAAGGGCUAAGGAUCAAUUAGAUAAUCCAGGAGAACAGAUAUAUGAUGGAAAAAUAAUUCAGUACAGAAGAAAGAGGAGCUGUUUAGCUGCUCAUCCAGUUGAAGUUUUGAGGACCAAGGAUGAAUCAGAUAAUCCAGGAGAAAGUAUAAAGGAUGGCAGCAUAAUUCAAUACAAAAGGAAGAGGAGAUGUUUAGCUGCUGAUCCAGUUGAGGCUUUGGGGACCAGGGAUAAAUCAGAUAAUCCAGGAGAAAGAACAAAUAAUGGCAGUAUAGUUCAAUACAGAAGAAAGAGGAGCCGUUUAGAUGCUGAUCCAGUUGAAGCGUUAAGGACCAAGGAUCAAUCAGAUAAUCCAGGAGAAAGGAGAUAUGAUAGCAGUAUAGUUCAAUACAGAAUAAAGAGCCGUUUAGCUGCUGAUCCAGUUGAGGUUUUGAGUGUCGGAGAAAAAUGUUCCAAACUGAAUUAUAAUUUAUGUAGGGAAGCUGGACACUGCAAAUUGAAUCAACGGGUUCAAUCUGUUCAAGAGGUCACUGGCAUUGCCAAUUAUUUAAGAUCAAAUCCGUGGAGACAUCCUAGAGGUAAAAGGACAAGUCGUAAUGUACAAAGCCAUUCAAAUCGACCAAAUAGCAUAUAUACCCCAUCGUUAACAAUUUAUGGAAAAGAAAGCAAUAUUCAUUCUUGCAAAAGUCAGAAAAGACCAGAAGACAAUGACAAAGUGAAGGGGAAAGCAGGGUCAUCAAUAUGCACUUGUCCACACUGGCGUUCUUUAGAAAAUGAUUCUGACAGAAGCUUGUCAGGGAAGAAAUUUGAUGAGCCGGGCUCAAGAGGUGCCAUGUCUAACUGUGAAUCAGCUGUAAUCGAUGCAACAAUGUUUCCCACAGAUUUGUGUAGAGCCAGGAACUUGAUGCAACCUGGAAAUCUAAAUGGAAAAGAUUCUAUAUCAUUUGCUGAUGAUGGAGAAAAGACCCAUACAUUGGAAGUAUUGUCAAACAAGAGUAUUGAAAUAUCUGGUUCUGGAAGUACUGUGACAUUUAGCUCCAUCAAGGGCACAAGUAUGGCUGCAGCAAAUUGUAUGUUUUAUGAUUAUCAUAGAAAGCCAUGCAACAAAAACCUACCAAAAUCAUCCUUGUUGAAAGAGAUUAUGAUAUUAGGCGUCCGUGAAUCAAGACCCAACCUUAAAUGGAAAGACUUGAGAAAACGAAGAGAUAUGGCACAUGUUCAAGUCUUGUUUAGCCAGCAUUUGGACAACAAUAUCAUCAAGCAGCAGAAAAAGAUUCUUGCACGACUGGGCAUGUCAGUUGCAUCAUGUAGCAGGGAUGCCACACAUUUUAUAGCAGACAAAUUUGCACGUACAAGGAAUAUGUUGGAAGCUAUUGCUCUAGGAAAACCCGUGGUGACCCAUUUAUGGCUAGAGAAUUGCGGACAAGCAAGCUGUCUCAUUGAUGAAAAAAAUUUCAUACUCAGAGAUUACAAAAAGGAAAAGGAAAUUGGCUUUAGCAUGCCCGUUUCAUUGGCUCGUGCAAGCCAACAUCCACUUUUAAAGGGUCAAAGAGUCCUUAUUACCCCCAGUAUUAAACCUGAUAGAGAAAUGAUUACCGGUUUGGUCAAGGCAGUUCAUGGCCAGCUAGUGGAGAGAAGUCAGAUAUCUGCAGGAGAGGGCGAAAGGUUUCUAAAGGACCUUUUGAUUCUUGCUUGUGAAGAAGAUCAUGUUUUCUGUAGGCCCUUCCUUAUGAGAGGUGCAGCCGUUUACUGUUCAGAGCUUCUACUGAACGGGAUAGUCAUUCAGAAGCUGGAAUAUGAAAGACACGAGCUCUUCACAAAUCAAGUGAAGAGGAAACAAUCUUCUACAUGAAAAAAAGAAGCUGCUUCCCUAAUAACAGUAUCUUUUGCAUUAUCAGUUAUACUGUUAAGCUCUUCCUAAAUCUAGCAAGGAGGAACCCAUCUGGCACAUGAUCAAGGAAAGAUAACCAAGCAUUUCUCUUUAUGUAAACAAAAUGUAUCUAGUUUUUUUUUUCCCCUUCUCUUUUGGUGCUAGUGUUCCUUGCAACAAAAUCGGUAUUCUGAUGGCAAGAGAGGGGUGGGUCCUCAUUUUUGUUGUAAAUUGUA